Molecule: messenger RNA, 624 nt
Organism: Linum tenue
Lineage: Eukaryota; Viridiplantae; Streptophyta; Magnoliopsida; Malpighiales; Linaceae
Source: the annotation of a GenBank genome assembly
AUGACGAUGAACAGAACCAUAAGCCUCACCAUGCAACAAGCCGCCGCCGGCGGCGGCGACCUAACCCUAACCAUGGCCAACUGCCUCAUGCUUCUCUCCCAAGCAACCGCCGACCACCACAACCGCCAAUACGACGCCGUCGGCGUCAACUUCAACUCCACCACCACCACGUCCUCCUCCUCCGAGCCUUCCCGGGUCUUCGAGUGCAAGACAUGCAACCGCCAGUUCCCUUCCUUCCAGGCCCUCGGCGGCCACCGCGCCAGCCACAAGAAGCCCCGCCUCGCCGCCGCCGGAUCCCCCGGCGGCUCCUACGACGUCGCUUCGUCUUCACCUGCCAAGCCGAAGACCCACGAGUGCUCCAUCUGCGGGCUCGAAUUCUCCAUCGGCCAGGCCCUCGGCGGACACAUGAGGAGGCACCGGGGCUCACGCGCCGCCGCAGCCAGCGGAGGGUCGUCGUCGGAGAGCCACGAGAGUCCUGGGACUCCGCCGCCGAGGAAGAGGGCUAGGGUUUUGAUGAUGAUGGGUCUGGAUCUCAACUUGACGCCGUACGAGAAUGAUGCCAGGAUGUUCAAGCUUGGCAAGGCGGAAGCUAAUUCUUCUCCCAUGGUGGAUUGUUUUUAUUGA